GAGCGCAACACGGAACAGUCCCGACUCCACUGUCGCCGUUUGUCACUUACCCAGACACCACCAGAUUACUGAUCGCGACAGCCAAAUCGCAAUCAUGGAUCCGCAAAUAGAUCUCCCCGAACUCGUAGAGGACCUUGAAGUCAACAUUGACGAACUCACGGCGACGCUCGAACCUCUGCUCUCAAAACCACUCCAUACGACCGCGUCAUCGCUUCCGUUGCUCGACAAGGCCAAGCUAUACACUCUCUCCGCCUACGCGAUCGAAUCCAUCUUGUUUUCUGUUCUGAAAGCUUCGGGUGUGGAUGUGACAGAACACCCCAUCUUCAAGGAGAUUGCGCGUCUGAAGGGGUACAACAGCAAGAUUCGUGAGGCUGAGGAGCGGGAUAAGAACAAAGAAAACAGGGCGCGUCUGGAUGUAGCAGCCGCAGGACGGUUCAUCAAGCAUGGUUUGGCGGGCAAUGACAAGUACGAUCUGGAAAGGCGGGAGCGCAUGGCCAAGGAAAAGGCAAGGGCGCACCUGAAAGCACAGAAGAUGGUGAACAAGAAGUUCGACGACGAUGGAAAGGAAGUGCAAAGUGAAGAUGCGACGCCUAAGAAGAGGGGCGUGGACGAAGUUGAUGGCCAUGGUGAGGACUCUGAUCAAGUACUGGGAGGACUAGAAGAGGCAGAGCCAGCGGCGAAGAAGGCGCGCGUUGACGCCACCGAGCCCAUGGACAUUGACUCCGAAGCGUCGAAGAAGGGGAAGAAGAAGACAAAAACACAAAAGACAAAGGCCAAGAAGGAGGCUAAGAAGGCAAAGGAACAGGCAAGACAGAGCGCAGAGAGCACCGAUGCAUCUGCCGACGAUACACCUGAAGUCUCCACUUCAGCCGCAGAACCAAAACCAGAGGCCGAACCAGACGUCAACACUACGCAACCCAGGAAACGUGGCAGACCCCCAAAGAAGGACAAGGCGCAGCGAGCCACAGUAGACGAUGCCGAAGCAGAAGCUACGCCUUCAAAAGCCGAGGCAAGAGUGACACGGAAUCGCAACAAACGGCUUUCAACACAGAACGGGCAGGAAGAGGAGAUUGUAGUACCGACACCAGACCAAGCGCCCAAGACACGAAGCGAGACUUUUAACGCGCUGCUUGAUGGCUCGUUGGGCGAGAAGAACAAGAGCAAAAAGGGUGGUAAGAAGGGAACUCGAGGAAAGGGGAAGUGAACAGGGGUCUGGAGCUCAUGAGUUCGCUGUCAAGUGGAUGAUCUUGAUGAGCUUUCAUGGUGGACAUGCUGGGAUUGGGAGGCUUGAAGUAUACAUUUGUCUAUUGGUCUCGUCGUGCAGGAUGUCAUGUCCCCCCGAGGACCACUACGCACACUCAGCAGAUGUCCGGUUGUGUGGCAUAUAAAGAGCUGCUAUGUAUACAGCAGUAGCUGAUUACAGGUCACUAUGAUCGUCUUGGAUCAUCGUAUGCGACAUAAUAAUGACUUUGAGACUCUCUACGUACUCAUUACAAGCCUAUAAUGUUUGUUUUUUUCGGA
Molecule: messenger RNA, 1521 nt
Organism: Pyrenophora tritici-repentis Pt-1C-BFP
Lineage: Eukaryota; Fungi; Ascomycota; Dothideomycetes; Pleosporales; Pleosporaceae
Source: RefSeq, a predicted model, not a curated record